CGCCGCCCAAUCAUUUGGACUCAACUUCCAUUCCCUACUUCGCUCGCUCUCUCUAUCAUCUCUGGCCCUUCAUCACUCCGAUCACUGACUCGUUUAACCCCAAACCGCCUCCUGCCUCGUUUUCCAGCUCAAGCUCCUGCUUAUGGCGAUGUACAUCAUAUCACGGCGAGUAGUAGGUGGAUCGACGCCGUCAACGGCGUUCCGUUAUGCUACUUGUUGGAGACCCUAUUCGACGGCGUUUAGAGAGGAAAGAGACACCUUUGGACCCAUUCUCGUUCCCUCAGACAAGUUGUGGGGGGCGCAAACUCAAAGAUCGUUGCAGAAUUUCGAUAUCGGCGGCGAGCGUGAACGAAUGCCCGAACCUAUUGUUCGCGCCUUUGGCGUACUCAAAAAAUGUGCUGCCAAGGUGAACAUGGAGUAUGGUCUUGAUCCAACUAUAGGCAAAGCAAUAAUGCAAGCUGCCCAAGAAGUCGCCGAGGGAAAGCUAAACCAGCACUUUCCACUUGUUGUAUGGCAAACUGGCAGUGGAACCCAAAGUAACAUGAAUGCCAAUGAGGUCAUUGCGAACAGAGCAGCUGAGAUACUUGGCCAUAAGCGUGGUGAAAAGAUUGUCCACCCAAAUGACCAUGUCAAUAGAUCACAGUCUUCUAAUGACACUUUUCCAACUGUCAUGCACAUUGCGUCUGCAAUGGAAAUUAAUUCAAGACUAAUACCAAAUUUGAAAACAUUGCAUACUUCUCUACAUUCAAAGUCAGAUGAAUUCAAAGAUAUUGUUAAAAUUGGACGCACUCACACACAAGAUGCGACACCUUUGACUCUUGGGCAAGAAUUCAGUGGCUAUUCAACACAAGUGAAGUAUGGAAUUGACCGAGUCUUGUGCACCCUACCCCGCAUGUAUCAGCUUGCACAGGGUGGUACUGCUGUUGGGACUGGAUUGAACACAAAGAAGGGAUUUGAUGUAAAGAUAGCUGCGGCAGUAGCUGAGGAAACAAACUUACCAUUUGUCACCGCCGAAAACAAGUUUGAAGCUUUGGCUGCACAUGAUGCUUUUGUUGAAACUAGCGGAGCCCUAAAUACAGUUGCUACUUCUCUGAUGAAAAUUGCAAAUGACAUACGUUUAUUAGGAAGCGGUCCACGUUGCGGCCUUGGUGAACUCAUUCUCCCUGAAAACGAGCCUGGCAGCAGCAUUAUGCCUGGGAAGGUUAACCCUACUCAGUGUGAGGCUCUCACAAUGGUCUGUGCUCAGGUUUUUGGUAACCAUGUGGCCAUUACAGUAGGUGGAUCAAAUGGUCACUUUGAACUUAAUGUAUUCAAGCCAAUGAUUGCUAGUGGUCUCCUACAUUCUGUGAGAUUGCUUGGGGAUGCAUCAGCUUCCUUUGAAAAGAACUGUGUAAAAGGAAUCGAUGAAGAAUAUAGAACUUUUUAG
Molecule: messenger RNA, 1426 nt
Organism: Prunus mume (Japanese apricot)
Lineage: Eukaryota; Viridiplantae; Streptophyta; Magnoliopsida; Rosales; Rosaceae
Gene: FUM1
Product: fumarase 1
Biological process (GO): fumarate metabolic process; tricarboxylic acid cycle; malate metabolic process
Cellular component (GO): mitochondrion
Molecular function (GO): fumarate hydratase activity
Source: RefSeq, a predicted model, not a curated record